Sceloporus undulatus (fence lizard) is the source of this 1389-nucleotide messenger RNA. RefSeq names its product neuromedin U receptor 2 (gene NMUR2). The record is from RefSeq and is a predicted model, not a curated record. The coding region runs from base 1 to 1389 and encodes 462 amino acids. Gene Ontology annotation, cellular component: plasma membrane. The transcript is spliced from 5 exons. NCBI's taxonomy places the organism in Eukaryota, Metazoa, Chordata, Lepidosauria, Squamata, Phrynosomatidae. Gene Ontology annotation, biological process: G protein-coupled receptor signaling pathway. Gene Ontology annotation, molecular function: neuromedin U receptor activity.
AUGAUGAUUUCGAUAAGAGACACUUUACAGUCUACAGAAGAUGUAAAGAUUGCUCAACGCACUCAAAGAAUCUGGUCCAGUGAUACAGGAAGAAACAAAGACUUUUUACCAGAUGAGGUGUUGCUGACCAACACCGGACCUCGCCAGGAACUGCGUUUGCUGCCGGGCGGUUCUCCUCGGGUUGUCAGAGUAUCUACAAUGGAUUGGAUCAACGUCUCUCGAUGUCUUCACAAAAUGGAAGAAGAAGUAGAGCCAAUAAGGAGAUACUUCAAUAGCACUGAGGAGUACCUUGCCUUUUUAUAUGGACCAAAACGGAGCCCCCUCUUCCUGCCUAUGUCUUGGGUUUAUGCUAUGAUCUUCAUAGUUGGAGUGUCUGGCAACCUUUUAGUGUGCCUUGUGAUUCUUAAGCACAGAAACAUGAAAACUCCCACUAACUACUAUCUCUUCAGCCUCGCUAUUUCAGACUUGCUGGUCUUACUCUUGGGGAUGCCCUUGGAAGUCUAUGAAAUGUGGAGCAACUACCCCUUCUUGCUUGGACCAGUUGGCUGUUAUUUUAAAACAGCGCUCUUUGAGACUGUAUGCUUUGCCUCCAUCCUGAAUGUCACUACAGUGAGUGUAGAGAGAUAUGUGGCUAUCCUUCACCCCUUCCGAGCCAAGCUGAAGAGCACAAGACGACGUGCUGUGAGGAUCAUCAUUGCCCUUUGGCUCCUGUCUGUCCUCUUUUCUCUUCCCAACACCAGCAUCCAUGGCAUUGUAAAGCAAUAUUUUCCAAAUCAAACAGAGGUUCCUGGCUCUGAGACAUGUGCUGUGGUCAAGCCCAUGUGGAUCUACAACUGUAUUAUCCAGCUAACCUCUUUUCUCUUUUAUGUCCUGCCAAUGAGUGUCAUCAGUGUGCUGUACUGCCUGAUGGGGCUGAAACUGAGAGGAGACCGCUCCUUGGAAGCAGAAGAAAUGGGAAUGAAUGUUAAAAGACCAUCCAGAAAGUCUGUCACUAAGAUGCUAUUUGUCCUAGUAAUUGUUUUUGGAAUAUGUUGGGCUCCAUUCCAUAUGGACCGACUUUUCUACAGUUUUGUCGAAAAUUGGACAGAACCUCUUGCCAACAUUUUCAACUUAAUCCAUGUGGUAUCAGGUGUUUUCUUCUAUCUAAGUUCUGCUGUAAAUCCCAUAAUCUACAAUUUACUAUCCAGGCGUUUUAGGAUAGCUUUCUUGAGUGUCAUCUCUCCUCAGUGCAAACACUGGAAUCCUAGACAUACAACCAGCCGCCUCCCACCCCAGAGGAGUAUUUUCAUGUUGGGGGAGCGAAACACCAUGGGAUCUGGUGAAGACAGAAGCCCCCCAUGUCUACAUCGGUCAUCUGUCUGCAGUUCUCAUCUAUCUAGUGGCCUGUGA